AUGGCUGCCAGCAACAUGGUCAACAACGCCGUGGACCCGAACAUCGAGGAUGACCUGUUCCAAAAGGAGGUUGAGCAAGUCAAGAAGUGGUGGAGCGAGCCGCGAUGGAGACACACCAAGCGAUCCUUCACCGCCGAGCAGAUUGUCUCCAAGAGAGGCCACCUCAAGAUUGAGUAUCCGAGUAACGCCCAGUCCAAGAAGCUCUUUGAGAUUCUCGAGAACCGCUUCAAGAACAAGGACGCCAGCUACACCUACGGCUGCUUGGAGCCCACAAUGGUCACUCAGAUGGCCAAGUACCUCGACACCGUCUACGUAUCUGGAUGGCAAUCAUCGUCAACGGCCUCGGCCUCGGACGAGCCCGGCCCGGAUCUGGCAGACUACCCUUAUACCACCGUGCCUAACAAGGUCGCCCACCUGUUCAUGGCCCAGCUCUUCCACGACCGGAAACAACGCCAGGAACGCCUGAGCGUCUCCAAGGAGGCUCGCGCCAAGCUCGCCAACAUCGACUACCUGAGACCCAUCAUCGCCGACGCCGACACGGGCCACGGCGGUCUCACGGCCGUCAUGAAGCUCACCAAGCUCUUCAUCGAGAAGGGCGCCGCCGGCAUCCACAUUGAGGACCAGGCCCCCGGCACCAAGAAGUGCGGCCACAUGGCCGGCAAGGUCCUCGUUCCCAUCCAGGAGCACAUCAACCGCCUCGUCGCCAUCCGCGCCCAGGCCGACAUCAUGGGCUCCAACCUCGUCGCCGUCGCCCGCACCGACGCCGAGGCCGCCACCCUCCUCAGCACAAAUAUCGACCCCCGCGACCACGCCUUCAUCCUCGGCUCCACGAACCCCAGCCUCCAGCCCCUCAACGACCUUAUGAUCGCCGCCGAGCUGGCCGGCAAGACGGGCGACCAGCUCCAGGCCAUCGAGGACAACUGGCUGAAGCAGGCCAACCUCAAGCGCUUCGACGAGGCCGUCGUCGACGCCAUCAAGGCCGCGCCUCUUUCCAACAAGGACGGCCUGAUCCAAAAGUACACCGCCGCCGCCAAGGGCAAGAGCAACAACGAGGCGCGCGCCAUCGCAAAGGGCAUCCUCGGCGCCGACAUCCACUUUGACUGGGACUCCCCGCGUACGCGCGAGGGUUACUACCGCCUCAAGGGCGGCUGCGACUGCGCCAUCAACCGCGCCAUCGCGUAUGCCCCCUACUGCGAUGCCAUCUGGAUGGAGAGCAAGCUGCCCGACUUCAAGCAGGCGCAGGAGUUCGCCAAGGGCGUCCACGCCGUCUGGCCCGAGCAAAAGCUCGCUUACAACCUCUCGCCCUCCUUCAACUGGAAGACGGCGAUGCCCCGCGACGAGCAGGAGACGUACAUCCGCCGCCUCGCGUCGCUCGGCUACUGCUGGCAGUUCAUCACCCUGGCGGGCCUGCACACGACGGCGCUCAUCAGCGACAAGUUCGCCAAGGCGUACAGCCAGCAGGGUAUGCGCGCGUACGGCGAGCUCGUGCAGGAGCCCGAGAUGGACUCGGGCGUCGACGUCGUCAAGCACCAAAAGUGGAGCGGCGCGACGUACGUCGACGAGCUGCAGAAGAUGGUCACUGGCGGCAUCAGCAGUACCGCUGCCAUGGGUAAGGGCGUGACGGAGGAUCAGUUCCACUGA
Colletotrichum abscissum is the source of this 1641-nucleotide messenger RNA. RefSeq names its product isocitrate lyase. Gene Ontology annotation, biological process: carboxylic acid metabolic process. Gene Ontology annotation, molecular function: isocitrate lyase activity. Bases 1 to 1641 code for a protein of 546 amino acids. The transcript has 3 exons. The record is from RefSeq and is a predicted model, not a curated record. Lineage: Eukaryota; Fungi; Ascomycota; Sordariomycetes; Glomerellales; Glomerellaceae.